UCCCGGUGCCGGCCGGCGCCGCCCAAGGGACCCUGCGCGCAGCCCCGGGCCCGGCCCCGCCAUGGCCCGGGACAGGCCGCCCAGGAGGGGCUGCGGCGCCCUGCGCCGGGGUCUGCUGGGCGCCGCGCUGCUGCUCGGCCUGCGGCUCUGCGCCGAGCUGUGGCGCGCCGGGCCCCGGCCCGCGCCCCGCGCCCGCAGCGCCCCGCCGGGCCGGGCCUUCUGGCCGCCCGGGCCGCACCUGCCGCCCGCGCCUGGCCCACCGCGCGGCGCCAGCAGGAGGCAGGUGAUCUACGUGCGCAGCGGGCGCAGAGCGCCCCCGGGGGGCGGCGGGAGCGGGACGUCGGAGCCCAGCUGCUGCGCCCCGCGCGGGCGUCCCCGCCGGAAGGGUCCCCGGUGGCAUAUCCAUCUCCAGCCUUGGGCAGGCCCCGCUCAGUCCCUGGAUGAAGAAGCCUGGAGGUUCCUGAGAUACAUCAGCACCACCCAGAUCGCAUGCGAUCACAUGAAUACAGACAGCCUGGCUACUGAUUCCAGCCCAGCGCAGAAGGCCUGGUCAGUGUGUCUUGACGACAGGUUUGGCUUAGCUCAUCAAAUCCGCAGCAAGCGGUGUCGCCUCUACUCCCUGGGGCUGGGAAGUGAUGAUACCCAUUUUGAGGUUACUAUGGCCAACAACGGAUGCGAAGUGCAUCGUUUUGAUCCGAGUGUCAAAUCAGCUCAUGUUCUGGAGAAUCAGCGCCUUUGGUAUCACCGUUUGUCCAUCGACUGGCGGGACCCCCAUCCAGCUGUUGCCGCUCAAAAUCCACACAGCAACACCAGAAAACUGGGAAGCGUUUUGAAUGAAUUUGGGCAUCACAAGAUUGACGUUCUCAAGGCAGACCUGGAAAGUGCAGAAUGGAAAGUUUUGGAAAAUCUUAUUUUGGAAGACGUCCUUGAGCAGAUCGGACAGCUCAUCUUUGAGAUCCAUCUCCAUUGGCCUGGGUUCGAGGUCAGCGGCAGCGACAACAGUGUUGUGCGGUUCUGGUACAGCCUCCUCAAAGAAUUGGAACUAAAGGAUUUCAGGCUUUUUCACAGUUACAAAGACUUAUCUAAACCUCAGCUAUUCCUGAAGAAAGACAUUUUCAAUGCAAGUAGCUGUUAUACUCUGAGUUGGGUGAACACAAGAUGGAAAUAGGAGGCAGGCCCUCAUCAAGAACAUGAAUGGAGCAUGUCCCUGAUUCUAACGGGGAGUUUACUCAUCCAGCCUCCCACUAGCCUAUUACCUGCUUGUGGCAAGGAUUGUGGUAUUGUCUUUGUAGCGUGCGUAGUCGGGUGCUUGGCAUGUAGUCAGGGCACAGGUAAUGCUUGUUGAAGAGAUGAACAGUUACCCCAAUUUGCCCAGAACCAGACUUUUUGCCUUUUGUCUUAGAGUGUAGAAGCUUAUCCUCCUUCACUUUAAUUUGAAAGGUAAUCUCCAGUUCUUUCUAGUUUUCCCUAAAAUUCAUUGCAUGCCUAUAAUCCAUGAAUUGAUCAACAUUAGUUGAAAUUAUGUAAGUUUUCCAUUUUUACUAUGUUGAUGAGAUUUUUAAUUUUAUUGUCUACUUUUUAAAAUAUAAGUUUUGACAAUUAAGUUCUGAAACUUAUCCUAGAAAAAGUCUUACAUACCUCAUUGAUGAAUAUCACUAUGGUCACCUUUAAAGUACUCCCCUCAGGAAGUUAUGCAACAAUGUCAGUGCCCUUCAAAGCAAUUUUAGAACUCUUUUACUGGAAUGGUCAUCAGAGCUGUUGUCAUAUUACCCUUGAUGUCCUGAAUGUUAUCAAAAUGUCUUCCUUUCAAUCUUUUCUUUUUCUUUGGGUAAGGAAAAAAGCCAUUAGGGGCCAGAUCAGGUAAGUAGGAGGGUGUUCCAAUACAGUUAUUUGUUUACUGACUAAAAACUCCCUCACAGGCAGUGCUGUGGGAGCUGGUGCAUUGUUGUGAUGCAAGAGCCAUGCUGUGAUUUUCAGUUAAGAUUUUCUUGUUUCUCUAUGGAUGUUUACUUGACCUGCUGUGCUUCUCAUAGCCAGUCAAUAAUUUUGAUGCACAAUUUGAUGGAUUUUUGCAAUGUUUUUGUAGUUUUGCUCAUUACUGGUUGCCUUGACAUGUCUUCAUCAGUGACACUUUCUCUCUUCUCAGAAAAAUGUUUAAUCCAUUUGCACAUUGCCAUUUUCUUCAUGGCAUUAUCCCCAUAAGCUUGAACUAACAUGUCCCUGAUUUUACUUCCACUCUUGCCAAGUUUAACAAACAAUUUAUGAAUAUUUGUUCAUUGCUUUAAUUCAAGUGCCAGCCUUCUUGCGCCAGCACACAAAAACACACAACAAUAAUGAAUGCCACUCAGCAAGACAUCACCACAUGUCAACAUGCACACAGCUGUGAGAUGCUGAUAAACUAAGGUUAUGAAGCCUUAGUGAGUUGUUUGUACAGUGCUGCCAACAUAAGUGCCGGGAGGCAAGUUUGCAGACUUAAUUGUCAGACCUCAUAGUGCCUUUAAUUUGACUUUGAGUCACUUCUUCUCAGGUUUUUUUUUUUUUUGCCUUAUCAAUAAUAUUCUUUGAAACCUUAUGAAUUUCAAUAAUCCCUCAUGCUGUGGCUUUAUAAGAAACAAUAACUCUGGUUUCUGGGAACUUAGACACACCAAAUUCUGUCACUGAGUUAAAAAGGCUAGACCAUCAAGAACUUCAAGAUUCUUUUCAUGCUCAACCUUACAUCCCCUUUAAUUCCGAUGAAACAAAACACAAAGCAGAAUCCCAGUGUCUUUGCUAUUGCCUUUUUUUGCCUUUAAAUAUGAUUUUCCAACUGCAGACUUGCCUAUGCUGUCAAGUCUUUUUUUCCUAAUACAUUAUCUCAAAUGUUAAGUGCAUUUUUCUUCACUGCUAGUUGGCAUCAUUUAAAAGAUUAUGGCCACAGUCUGUCUUCCCUAGGGUGGUUAUCUAGUUUUUCAGUAGUACCAACCCUUCUUACAUUAAAAAAAUUAAGUGAAAAUUUUUGGUUCUCAGUAGUUCCAAUCAUCUCUGUCAUUCUUAUUGACAAGAUUAGACAUUACUCCUAUGAAUAAUUUUGAAAAAUCUUAUUUUAAAUAAAUUACAUAGUAUACAAAUAAACCAAAUUAUUACUUAAUAGAUUAAUUAUAUUUUUGGUAUUUUUUAUAUCUUGAGAGUAUAAAAACUGUAUGUACGUUGUUCAAAACUUGGGGGCAGAGGGUAAUUAUUAUCACUAGACUUUAUCCCUUCUCCCAAAUACUUCUUCUACCCUCAGACAUUUUCCCAAGUUCUCUUUGUUUCUUGCAGUGAUUUCAAAAAUGUCAUUCCUCAAGUGAGAAACCAAAACAUAUUGCAGUAGAAUGAUCUCACUAACUUGAGUUCAAAAGAGAACAAGACUUUCUGAGUUAGUUGUGAUGAUUUUUAAAAAUAUAAAUGAGGUUUUUAUUUCUAAACUCACCAUACACUAAUAAACGUUGUUGAGCUGAGAGGACCACCUGAAUAAGUAUGAUCUGAAAUGGCAGUUUAGUCAUGUCAAUGUGCAUAGGUAUUUCAAAUGUGCAAAAGGGUCCAUAAAAGCUCUAAAGUGGUUUAUACUGUGUAUGGCCCCAUCUCCAAAACAAAGCAACUUUAGCCCCAUUCUUUUUGGAUUAUAUCACAGAUUUUUUUCGCAAAAUUUUUGUAUACUGAAAUAAACAUUUUU
Messenger RNA from Nycticebus coucang (slow loris), 3691 nucleotides. RefSeq names its product methyltransferase like 24 (gene METTL24). The transcript is spliced from 5 exons. Lineage: Eukaryota; Metazoa; Chordata; Mammalia; Primates; Lorisidae. The coding region runs from base 62 to 1168 and encodes 368 amino acids. The record is from RefSeq and is a predicted model, not a curated record.